This is a messenger RNA of Colletotrichum chrysophilum, 432 nucleotides long. RefSeq lists its product as uncharacterized. The transcript has a single exon. The record is from RefSeq and is a predicted model, not a curated record. NCBI's taxonomy places the organism in Eukaryota, Fungi, Ascomycota, Sordariomycetes, Glomerellales, Glomerellaceae. Bases 1 to 432 code for a protein of 143 amino acids.
AUGCGCUCAGACAUCCUCCUCGUCCUCGCCGCCACCUUCGGCUCCACCCUCGGCCUGCGCCGCGCCUGCAAGCACACCGCCGCCUCCGAGGGCUGGUACUACACGACCUCCUCGGACUCGCUCGACGCCAUCGCGGCCGACUUCUGCACCUCCCCCGCGGUCAUCAAGUCGUGGAACAACCUGCAGAGCAUCAAGCCGGGCAUGAACCUCAAGGUGCCGUGCCACUACAACGCGGGCCGCCAGCGCGACUGCGCCAAGAACAGCGCGACCGACGGCGCGUACGUGAUUCAGUCGGGCGACACGCUGAACAGCAUUGCCUACGACUUCUGCACGACGGCCGACAAGCUGCAGCAGAUGAACUCUGCGCGCAUCACGAACAAGGACCUGAUUUACCCGGAUUGGGUUAUCCAGGUCCCUUGCAGCUGGAACUAG